Messenger RNA from Ostreobium quekettii, 564 nucleotides. NCBI's taxonomy places the organism in Eukaryota, Viridiplantae, Chlorophyta, Ulvophyceae, Bryopsidales, Ostreobiaceae. The record is from the annotation of a GenBank genome assembly.
GAGGCUAGCAUCCUUAGCAGGAUCAACACAGCAGACUUUCAGAGCAGCACAAAGAUCGAGGCCCUCCGUGAAGAGUUGUUCCGCAUGAGGCAAGAAGACCCUUCAUCCAAGGCGAUCGUGUUCAGCCAGUUCACCAAGAUGCUGGAGUUACUACAUUUUAGGCUUGAGCAGGUGGGUCUCAAGUGUGCCAAGCUGGAUGGCAGCAUGUCCAUGGACGUGCGAGAUAGGAUGAUCACCAACUUCACAGAAGACCCGGACGUCGUUGUGUUCCUCAUGAGCCUGAAAGCGGGUGGCGUGGCGCUCAACUUGACCGCUGCCUCCCACGUCAUGCUGAUGGACCCGUGGUGGAACCCCGCUGUGGAGCAGCAGGCGCAAGACAGGAUACACAGGCUCGGUCAGUACAAGCCCAUCCGCGUCACGAGAUUCAUCAUCGCGGGCACAAUCGAGGAGAGGAUCCUGAAGCUCCAAGAAAAGAAGCAACUCGUGUUCGAAGGCACGGUCGGACGAGACGCCGAAGCCCUGGGCCGCCUCACAGCGGACGACCUCUGCUUUCUUUUCGGGUGA